AUGAACGCCGAUCGAUUCGUGAGCCGUCUGACCGAUGAGUCGACCGUCAACACAAUGCAGCGGCAUUAUUGGACGGCCAGGCAAUUCAUACGAACCAAAUUAGGGAAGAAGGAGGACGCUUACCUUGAAGCCAGCGAUGGCGAACUCGACACAUGCUUGAACCUCUAUCGAUCCGUUCAUUCGACAUCGAUUCAAAUGCUCAAUUGUGUUGAUAGUUACACGAACGCUUUGCUAGACGAGACCCUUGUGCAAAAUGUGCUAGGCAAAUAUCUCAAAGAGAAGGGUAAGACCGACAAGAACGAGGCGAUCGGGAAGACGUUGAUCGCCGUCGGACGCGCGCUGCUGUUCUCGAGCCAUCGGCUGAACGCCGUCCGCAUUCGGAUAUCAACAUUCUACAACAAACUCGGCGUGUUCGUCGAGCGCGCCAUCGGCGAUUGCUCGCAGACCGUCGAAGCGGUCCAAAUGGUGCGCACCGAGUAUCGCGGCAGUCUGUUGUGGAUGAAGAAGACGAGCGAAGAGCUCGAUCCCGACGUCGAUGGUACGUUGGAGAAGUUUCGCGAGGCGCAAGCCACCGUCAAAACCAACAAGGAGCGAUUGGAUCGUUUGAAGACCGACACAUUGCAAAAGGUCGACUUGUUGUCAGCUUCAAGGUCCAACCUAUUAUCAUAUGUGCUGACGCAUUAUCAGAAUGAGCUAUACGAGUAUUACGAAAAAACCGCCAAGGCUUAUGAAGCGCUGUCGGAGAACAUCUCAUGCUACAACAACUACGAGUUCGAGGUUUUGAGUCAUCUGGCCACUGGCACCAAACCUCAAAAGGCGGAGGUGAGUCCGAAGAAGCGUUCAACCGGCGAGCCGCCACAACUCAAAGACCUUCUGUUUGGUCGCGAGAGUCCGAUGCUGUUCGACGAGUCCGAGCGUCUAAUUGAGAGUCCGACUUGCGACAGCCCGCUCAUCGAAGAGGAGGUGCCUCAAUCGUCGCCAAAACUACUAUUGGAUUUGUCGAAUGAGAUUCCCAUCGGACCAUUGGAGCCGCUCUACGAAGAGGUCGGCGAGAUACCGACGAUAGCGCCGCCGACAACCUUCGAUCUCCAUCCAACGACGAGCCGAACCAAUUGGGAGCAAUUGAUGAGCAACAUCGACAUGCAGAAUGAGGAUAAUUUAUUAUGA
Caenorhabditis bovis is the source of this 1167-nucleotide messenger RNA. The record is from the annotation of a GenBank genome assembly. Lineage: Eukaryota; Metazoa; Nematoda; Chromadorea; Rhabditida; Rhabditidae.